UAUGUGACAAAGAACAUGGGCCACAGUCAGGGCGGUUUUCUCCACCGAACCGAUCUGAGCCUAGUCAAAGCUUUGGAUUCUUCUAAGGGUCACAGGACCUUGUUCUGGAGCCAGCGGAGCAAGACUGGGGUCUCCCUGCCUAAGGCUCGCCUCAAGUUCCCCAUCGACUACCCUUACUCUCCACCAGCCUUUCGGUUCCUGACCAAGAUGUGGCACCCAAACAUCUAUGAGACAGGGGACGUAUGCAUCUCCAUUCUCCACCCACCUGUUGAUGACCCACAGAGUGGGGAGCUGCCCUCGGAGCGGUGGAACCCCACACAGAACGUCAGGACCAUCCUCCUGAGUGUGAUCUCCCUGCUCAACGAGCCCAACACCUUCUCACCGGCCAAUGUGGAUGCCUCAGUGAUGUACAGAAAGUGGAAAGAGAGUAAGGGGAAGGACCGGGAGUACACGGACAUCAUCCGGAAGCAGGUCCUGGGGACCAAGGUGGACGCAGAGCGCGAUGGCGUGAAGGUGCCCACUACGCUGGCCGAGUACUGCGUGAAGACCAAGGCGCCGGCGCCCGAGGAGGGCGCGGACCUGUUCUACGAGGACUACUACGAGGACGGGGAGGUGGAGGAGGCAGACAGCUGCUUCGGGGACGACGAGGACGACUCGGGCACCGAGGAGUCCUGACACCUCGUCCACCGAAUAAACUCUGAGAUUUUACCUCAUGGGACGGACGCUGGCUCUCUCGACAGGCUACCUCACGGCACUGCCUUGCCCUGCUCUGGGCGGCGCGUUUGGGUGUCCUUCCUUCCCCGUGCGGUUCUGGGUUCUCCUCGCUCCAGAGAAGAGCCGGGCUUGGGCUUGCCGGCCCCCUCCUGGGAUGGCAGAGCCAGCAGAGCCGCAGCAGCCAGGGUCGUGGGCGGGCCCCAUCCAGCAGCUUCGAGGCUGGGGUCCUAGCUCCUGGAUGGACGGACUGCUUUGAGGUCACUCCUUUCUGCUGUGGUUUGUUUGAAAUCUAAAUAAAACUGCCUGCGAGGAGGCAGACCACUCCUCCUUCAGGGAGGCACCAGGGCCAAGGUCAUCACACUGCUGGUCCCUUUGCCUCCACAGUGGGCCAAGGAGGGGUGGGUCAGAGCCAUGUCCCUGGGCCUGAUGGUCACCUCUCCACCUAGGAGAUGGGGUAGUCAGGGAACCCCCCAGUUGCCUUUGAGGGAAAGGGCCCCAUCCACAGAAGCCAGUGGCCCUUCCUGGACGCUCAGGGCCCAAGGUGGACUCUGCUGCUUCCCAAGGGUGCCUCUCACACUGGUGGCAAGUGGGACACUGCUGGUCUUGUGUCUGUGCAACUGAAAGGCCCAGAAUGGCUGGACUCAGGAAUUGGACUCGCUGACCUUGGAAUUGCUUGGAUGCCCAGGGUCAAGGGUAUAUGCCUGGACCCAAGUGGGCACAGUGCGGUAGGCCCUGGACCGCACUGCUGGUGGGUGCAGCUUUGCCACUUGUUUGCUUUUGUUUGCUUGGGUUUUAUUUUGGACAGUACUGGGAGUGGCCCAGGGCCUCGUGCUUUGUAGCAUGCUCUCGGUCCUGGGUUCAGUCCCUAAUACUGCCCAAAAUGGGGCAGGGUGUCUCACUAAGUAGCCCAAGCUGGUUUCAAACUUACAGUCCUUCUGCCUCAGCCUCUUGAGUUGCUAAGGUGAUGGAGGUGGCCACUGUGCCUAUGAAUUUCCUGUUCAAAACUUGCUUUUUUUUUUUUGGUACUGGGCAUUGAAUCAGGGCACUUUAUAAAGCUGUGUCCCCAGCACUUUUUAAUCAUGUGAAGCUGGGUCUCACCCCAUUGCCCAGGCUGGUCUUGAACAUAGUCUUCAAGCCUUCUGAGUGGCUGAGUGACGGGCAGGUACAGGCCCUGCGGCCUCUGACCCUGUGGUGUGCUGCAGCCAGGCACAGCCCCUGCCUGCUGCCCCCCCUGCCUGCUGCCCCUUCCACUGGGAGCCAGUCACAAGGGAGGGGUGGGGAGUGGGUGUUAACAAGAGGACAGUUUGGGUUUGGGCAGAAGCGUUGGAGGUGGGUGGUGGGCAUACUACAGAGCUUUCCCGUACAAAACGGGGAACUGUGUUUGUUACCACAAAAAUAAGGAGAGGCCUGAGGUGUGGCUCAGGCAGAGUUCUCCUGAGUGCAGCUGCACCAGGCCCUGGGCUCCAUCCCCAGCACCAAGGAGGAGUCACUCUGAAGCCUGACCGCACAGACGAGGUGGGGAUUGGAGCACUGUAUUAAACCAUAAGGAAGUUUGGUAGUCUCACA
This is a messenger RNA of Ictidomys tridecemlineatus (thirteen-lined ground squirrel), 2280 nucleotides long. The record is from RefSeq and is a predicted model, not a curated record. NCBI's taxonomy places the organism in Eukaryota, Metazoa, Chordata, Mammalia, Rodentia, Sciuridae.